This is a messenger RNA of Dendronephthya gigantea, 923 nucleotides long. RefSeq names its product sequestosome-1-like. Bases 83 to 322 code for a protein of 79 amino acids. The record is from RefSeq and is a predicted model, not a curated record. The transcript has 2 exons. Lineage: Eukaryota; Metazoa; Cnidaria; Anthozoa; Malacalcyonacea; Nephtheidae. Gene Ontology annotation, molecular function: protein binding.
UGGACAACAUGAAGGUGGCAAAUCACCAGCUACUGGACAAGGAGAAACAUCAAAAACAAGAGACAAGGAUGGUGAUGAACCAAUGGAUGAAGCAGCUGGUUCACCGCAUGAUGGUGACCAUACUUACGUUGUUGUGGAUGAUGAAAAAGCUCAGGAUGGUGAAAACCCUGAGCCCCAAGAUCGCCUAGCAAAUGCGCUUUCCUAUAUGAAAGGUAUGGGUUUUGACGAUGAAGGUGGAUGGCUCACUCAAUUACUGAAGGCCAAAGAUUUUGAUAUCAAUAAAGUCCUUGAUGCCAUUCAACACCCAGAAAAGAAAGCAUAACUGAUGAGCUGAUGGAACUUUUUAUUUCAAAAUUAUUUCCAAAGUUAGUGGGUACAGUGCUAGAUUUUUAGUAUUAAUGUAUAAUAAAUAAUAUUCAAGCAAUGUUUGAAACAAAUAUUGAUAUUGGUAGCAGCAGAUGUUGGAUAGAAGAAAAUAUGUUGGUGCCAUAAUUAUAUGGUGCUGGUAAAAUGGGAAUUCUAGUCUGAUUGCAGAGGUUUAAAAUAAGCAAAACACUUCUUUAACGUUUCGACCUAGGGCCUUCCUCAGGAGAGUUUAUAGAACGUUCUUACACAAACUCUCAUGACAAAGACCUUUAGAUUGAAACGUCAAAAAAGUUUUUGUUUUAGGCAGUCGUUAUACCACAUUUAAUGCUAGUUGUACCUGCAACAUACCGAACAUAGGUGAUGUUCUAGUAGCCUACAACUAGUGUACAUCCGCCAGCUUUUUAAUAAUCGUGGAUUACAAUGCGUAUUUAGGAUAUCUCAUCAUCGUAAUGCUUGCUGCAUGUAUAUGUAAUCAGUGUGUUGCAAAAAAAUUUAAAAAUGUAGAAAAAAACAUAAUUAUAAUUUGUAUUAUUUGGAGAAUUAUAUAAAUAUAUUUG